AUGGCUUGCAAUCCCUGGCCACCAGAGGCCCCCGGACGUGACGUCACGCCCGCCCUCCCUCCAGCCGCCGUUCCGUACGACAAGAUGGCGGCGCCCUGUGGGGAGACAACAUGGCGCCCCCCUUGGAUGCCCCCCGCCCUUCUGUACUUGGCGAUUCCGCCCGCCGAACCCCAGAAACCGCCUGAAUUGCAUCAUUUUCCUUUCCGGUUGAGGAAGCGGGGGAGAUCUGGCCGCUGGGGAGGCGGGAAAGGCCUCGCCGGCUGGGCGCCGCCAUGUUGUACGGAAACCGGAAAUCUGGGGCCCCGCGGCGUGACGCACUUCCGCUUCUGCUCCCUGCUGGGCUGUUUGGUUGGACUGGACAGUUGUGUGUUGUGGGGGGGGAGGUUGGUGGUUGCUGAGCUGCUGGGCCGAGGCGCAGGGAGCGAUUAUUCCGUGUCAGGCACCGCUCCGAGCUCCAGGGUAGAUCCAGGCGAGUUUGGACACAGACCUCAUCCCACAAGGGCCUCCCACCGGGAGCGAGAGAACAGGCGUCGCCCCCCCCAUUUUACAGACCGUGCCGCCUCGGGUCUGACGUCCGUCCGUCCUCGUUGCUGCCGACCCCCCCCCCCCACCCCGGGGGCCGCUCGCCUCCCUGUCCUCCGCAUGGUACAUCCUGCCCGGGAUCGGGGAUCCGCCCGUCCUCCCGUCCCCCUUCCCGCCACCGCUCCCGUCCCCGCCCCCCGGGUCCCUCCUCGGGCCCCCACUCGCGGGGGUCCCUUCCGGGGCCGGGACCCUGGCUCCGGCGGGCCCGCCGGCAUGCCUCGCGCCUAG
Molecule: messenger RNA, 810 nt
Organism: Tachyglossus aculeatus (Australian echidna)
Lineage: Eukaryota; Metazoa; Chordata; Mammalia; Monotremata; Tachyglossidae
Exons: 3
Coding region: 1-810 (269 amino acids)
Source: RefSeq, a predicted model, not a curated record